Messenger RNA from Echinostoma caproni, 339 nucleotides. The record is from the annotation of a GenBank genome assembly. Lineage: Eukaryota; Metazoa; Platyhelminthes; Trematoda; Plagiorchiida; Echinostomatidae.
AUGAUGUUAGGCCGAGGACCCAGCUCGAGUUCUUCUACUAAAAUCGGUCCUGAGGAUCACAAGAAAGAGUCCAUCAAAUCACGCAGCACGAAGUCGAACUAUUCAAAAGGCAAAACUUCCAGCAGCCAGCGAUUGAUGCUAUUGAACUGUCCGGUAAACGAACUACACCCAGCUGUGCGGCAGAAAUUCACGAAUGCUGCCUUACAACCCACAAUGCCAGAUGUUUACACUGGAUCCACUUGAAGUCGCAAGGAAAGUUUUCUAGCCGAAGCGCUUCCGAUCAACACUAAACCUACGGCAAUCAAUCGAUGCGGUGGGGCAAUCAUUCGUCAGUUAUGA